Messenger RNA from Camelus dromedarius (Arabian camel), 1673 nucleotides. It is a transcript of the gene PEX11B, whose product is annotated as peroxisomal biogenesis factor 11 beta. Gene Ontology annotation, biological process: peroxisome fission. The record is from RefSeq and is a predicted model, not a curated record. Gene Ontology annotation, cellular component: peroxisomal membrane. Lineage: Eukaryota; Metazoa; Chordata; Mammalia; Artiodactyla; Camelidae. The transcript is spliced from 4 exons. Bases 32 to 811 code for a protein of 259 amino acids.
GCAGAUCUGCGGAGCCGGGGCCGCCGCUGUCAUGGACGCCUGGGUCCGCUUCAGCGCUCAGAGCCAGGCCCGGGAGCGGCUGUGUAGGGCUGCCCAGUAUGCUUGCUCCCUUCUUGGCCAUGCUCUACAGAAACAUGGGGCCAGUCCUGAGUUACAGAAACAGAUUCGACAACUGGAGGGUCAUCUGAGCCUAGGAAGAAAGCUCCUACGCCUCGGUAACUCGGCAGAUGCCCUUGAGUCAGCCAAACGAGCUGUGCAUCUAUCAGAUGUUGUCCUGAGAUUCUGCAUCACUGUUAGUCACCUCAAUAGAGCCUUGUACUUCGCCUGUGACAAUGUCCUGUGGGCUGGAAAGUCUGGACUCGCUCCCCGUGUGGAUCAGGAGAAGUGGGCCCAGCGUUCAUUCAGGUAUUAUCUGUUUUCCCUCAUCAUGAAUUUGAGCCGUGAUGCUUAUGAGAUUCGCCUCCUGAUGGAACAAGAGUCUUCAGCUUGUAGCCGGCGACUGAAGGGCUCUGGAGGAGGAGUCCCAGGAGGAAUUGAAACUGGGGGAGCUGGGAGUCCAGGAACUCCAGGAGGAAGCCUGCCCCAAGUAGCUCUGAAGCUUCGACUCCGAGUCCUGCUCCUGGCUCGGGUCCUUCGAGGUCAUCCCCCUCUUCUGCUCGAUGUGGUCAGAAAUGCCUGCGAUCUCUUCAUUCCACUGGACAAGCUAGGCCUCUGGCACUGUGGCCCUGGGAUUGUGGGGUUUUGUGGCCUUGUGUCCUCCAUCCUGUCUAUUCUCACCCUAAUCUGCCCUUGGCUACGACUCAAGCCUUGAUGUUCUGGUGGUACAGGAUAAGGAGGGGCCUGAAUUGGUGGGAUGGAAUUUUAGGUUGUCCCCAUGUAGCAGUCCCAUUCUAACUCUACUCCUUGGUUAAAGUUGAAAUCCAGAGAUUCAAGGGUAGAGGGGGAAGCUUUGGGGAAGAUGAGGGGAGGAAAGCUGUCUUGCAAAGUCGGUGGGAUGAUUCUGAUGUUCAUAUCUGCUGAUUUCUUGUUCUUUUCCUCUUUCAUUGUAUUGUCUUGACUCUUUUUCCUGUGUCUCUUUCAAGUCUGUUUAAGAUUCUGUGUCUGCAUCUCUUUUACCUUCUCAGUACCCUAUCCUAGGAAUUUAAUCCACAGCAGAAUUACUUUUUGAUGUGGGAGGUAGAAGGUAUGGUCUGUAAAGUUCUUUUUUAAAUUAUUAUUGUUUUUAUUGAAGUAUAGUCAGAAAGAGAAGUCCCAUGUGGUCUGUGGAGUUCUAACUGCCUUCUUUUUUCUCACAAGGGUGACCUGUGGCAGUUACUCCCCCCUUCAUACUCCACAUCAUAAAUUUAAGGGCUUUACGUUCCAGUGAGCCCUUCCCACGGGCCCCAGAGCUGGCUUCACGCUUCUUCUUCCUCUCCCGUGUCGGCCUCACCAACCUUCCUCAUGACUUGCCCUUACCCUUCCCUCUGUGUACACCUGCAGAUUUCUGCCUACACUUUGAUUUCAUGGCUUGAUCUGGCCUUUUCUUACCCCUUCUUUGCCUAUCCAAUGAUGCUGUGUCUGGCAUCUUGCUGUAAAUACUGUACAAUGAUUCUGUGUAAAUAGCUGAGGCCCUUGCCCAUGAUGGAGAGCAAGCCUUCCAGGUUAGCAGAUUAAAGAUCAAUUCACUCACUGAA